Fragaria vesca subsp. vesca is the source of this 823-nucleotide messenger RNA. Its product is annotated as COMM domain-containing protein 9-like. The transcript is spliced from 6 exons. Bases 1 to 597 code for a protein of 198 amino acids. The record is from RefSeq and is a predicted model, not a curated record. NCBI's taxonomy places the organism in Eukaryota, Viridiplantae, Streptophyta, Magnoliopsida, Rosales, Rosaceae.
AUGGAGCAGAGUUUAUGGGGUCAUCUACCGCUACUGCUCCGGUCUUCCAAGGACUCGGUGGAGUACAUUCUUCAAACCCUUUGGAGGACCCGAAAGACCGGUCUUGACCGACCCGACUGGGACAUGAUCCGAGACAUGCUUCAGCUUCAAAACGAAUCCGACCUCGACCCGCUUUUGGUGUGUCUUCGGAUUUUGAUUCGGAGAUGCGUGUACGAAAAUGUGAAGAGGGAUGAGAUUCAGAGGCUGUUUCCCGAUGAGGUGUCGCCGGAAUUGCAGAGGCUGUUGACGCUUUUGCUCCAGAAGUUUCAGAGAGAAUGGCGGGAAGAUGCAAUCAAGGACCAGGGUGGUUUGCCGCGGUUGAAGACGAUGACGUGGGACAUGGCGAUUCCGGAGGCAGAGUUUGCUGCCCCUGUUGCUGUUAUCAACUUGAAGCUAGUAAAUGAUUCUCAGACUUGUGUUAAAGAAACAGAAGUGAAGUUUGAAUUGGCUAACGAUACUCUAGAAACGAUGCUGAAUUCCAUGUAUUGCAUCAGGGAUCAGUUUUCUAAUGUGGGUGAGGCAUCAAAUGAUCAUUUAUCUCAAGAUGCUAAUGCAUAAGUAGCGGAUAGAAUGACCGACCUAUGUGGCUCCUUUCGUGAAGAAAAAUUGAUACAGCAGCAGUAAGUGCCAAAUAUGAUGUGUUUCCCAGCAUGCACAAAAUAUUAAUGUGUGAAGGGCUGAAGAUAUCUGUAACCAAAAUAUGAAAACUGAAAAUCGUGGUCCAGUUGUACAAAAGAUAUCUUUAGUGCUUAUAUGAUUCUUCACUUUUGACACAAAUACUGUU